Amoebophrya sp. A120 is the source of this 4979-nucleotide messenger RNA. The record is from the annotation of a GenBank genome assembly. Lineage: Eukaryota; Dinophyceae; Syndiniales; Amoebophryaceae.
CCGAGCAACCGCGUGCGUUGGCAGACAGUACCCGAUCGGGCCGAGCACUUCGCCCGGCACGAGACCCUCGCACGAGGAGUGGUAAAAAAUGGCGACCGAUGACUCUGUUCGGAAGCAGCACGAGGCCUCCCUUGCCGCCAAAGCGACUGGGCGACGGAGAUUCGCCGACGCGGCUACGUUCGGGCAGGCCGUGAUCGCGUCCCUUGGUUUUGCGGCCGGUCUUGUAUUCUAUCACCUUCUCCUGGGGCGACCCGGCACUGGCCAGGGUGUGGGUAGAAAACAAGGGGAAGUCUACCCCAAUGAACCGGCGCGCGAACCGGGAUUACCUUCUCGCGACCCAGCGUUGCGAGGAGAUGAUAAAGCGGAGCCUGGCGACGCGGGUCGCAACCUCCGGGCCAAAACGUUUCUCGACGAGCAGGGCGCUGCGGCGCCGCAGAAUAAGAGCGGCUCAGCCAUGCUUCGGGCUCCGUUUGCAUACGAGCUUCUGCUGGAGCAAAUUGAGCGGAACGAAGCAGAGAUCGACUGGGCCACCGGUGUGCCGGCACAGGAGCCUCCCUCCCCUGCGCAUUCCGUUUCCGUCUCCCCGUCCGGGCUCGUCGAGGGAGAGGCAAGCUCGUUCGCGCAAGCCGCGCCCGAGCACUUCGACGUCGUUGUGGUGGGAUCCGGAGGUGGACUGAAGAUCGCGCACUUCGCACGCGGACUCGGGCUCAAAGUCGCAGUUAUCGAAAAGGGAUUUUGGACCGCGGGCUGGGACGCGCAGACUUACCGCCGCGUUGAGAAGGAUCGAUGGUACUACGACGUUCGAAAGUGUUAUAAUAUGGACGGCUUCUCCCAAUGCUUGCAUCGGCACAGAUACGUAUCAAGUUCAAGGGGGAGAUCCUUCAUCGUUCGUACAGAUCCGCAUAUGCUGUUCAGAGCAAUAAAUCAAUAGCAUCAUAUAAUAUUUUCAAAACAGGCUUCCUGGGCUCGGUGGUACGUGCCUGACCCGCGGCUGUCUACCUUCGAAGAUGUGGAUUCACCAGGCUGAUGCCAGUUUGCGAUGGGAGUACGCAUUGCAAAAGUAGAAGUGCUGUUUUUUCUCUCGGACAUUGAAGCCGAAGAAGUCUUUUCAUGGCAAGUCCAAGCAUGCAGCUGGCUGCUCUGGCGCUCAAGGAGGAUUCAAGGAGGGUUUCAUGUCCUUGCGCCACGGGACAAUACGCUCUACUUUUGCAUUGGAUAAGACCGACCAGCGCGCGAUGUUCAAUGGAACAGAGAAAAAUGAGCAGGACUAUCCGGUGUGAGCACGGUCCACCCAUUCCAGUAAGUGAGAUAUUGUCUUGCCCGAAGCGUGCAUGAAAGUAGAUCUGUAAUCUUUUCGAUUUUCCUGAUCGAAAUUCGCAUCUGGUUCUUCACCUCUCAGACUCUGGCUAUAUGCGUGGCGGACAAAUAACAUGCUUAGCUUUGUUGAAAAAUCCAUGUAAGAAAACAUGGCUAGACCUGGAUUGUCACGGCUCUAUCGGAUGGGUAGGCCUCGCCCAAGCCGAAGCGUGGAAGCGGGGACCCUCGCACCACGGAAGUAAAGUUCGGUAUAUGUACUGGACAGGAAGGUGGGACUCUUGCAACAGUAUAGCAGGCAACCCGUGUUUACCGACCGGAAGCGGCUGGCCGUGUUCGACCCGCACGGGCAUCGUUUGAACGAGGAAGAACGCAAGGAAGGUGGUCCGAAAAAUGAGGAUGAUCCAAUGGCCCGGCCGGAUAACGCCGACGAGCGCUUGCAGAGGGCACGUGAGAUCUUUGACAAGCGUUUGAACAGCUUGAGUGACGAUUUGGGUAGCAACUGGACUAACUUUUUCGCGGGCGACUCCCGGCGGGAGUCGCACCUGUACAUUGGGCACGCAAAGUUCGUCGCGCCCUACGAAAUGAGAGUCGUCAGCACCAUGCCAACUGGCAGCGGCGUCCCGCGGAGUGUGCAGGUUUCGGGUACUUAUUUCUUUCUCGCCCCCGGCGGCCGGCCGCUUAUUCCCGACAUCCCCAACUUGCCCAACGUUCCGUACUUAACAAGUACCGAGGUGCUGCGCCAGGCCGCAGACAGGGCGUGGCGAUGGCCGACCAACGGCAAGACGCUCAUCGUCGGGUAUCGCGUUGAACCGAGGCCCACUCCAAAGCCUGUACUUCGCUGCGCACCUUCAACCACUCACAUGGCAUCCACUUAAGUACGUGCAUUGCGCCAUCGAGAGGAAAGAUUUCUUUACACACUGACCUCGAAGCAAGUGGUCAUAUUGCUCUGCUACUAAGAAAGAAAGAAUUUUUAGAACGAAAGAAAGUCCAUGCUUGCUCUCUUGCAGCGUAAAAAUCGGCUCCAAUAGGCGGAAGCGUAAGAAGCUCACGCUAGCCACGGGACUGCAACCAGGCCAAUAUUUGUUUUAUCGGCGUAAUUUUUCAAUUUACCGGUUUCUGGGGUGGGCUCCUGUUUCUUUGCGGUACCGCUGCCAGUUACAUUGCGGUGGAGCUUGCGCACGCGAUCCGCAUUGCACAUAAAGACCCAGACUCCAAGCCCGUCUCCCUCUUUUGCCGGAGUGAAGUACUUGGAUCCAUUGCAAAUAAAUGGGCACGGCAGCGUAUGAACGAGGCGUUCUUCAGCGAGUGGCACGAUAUGCAUCACAACAUAGACAAGUACACCGGUGUGGCGUACAAACUAUCACACCAAGAAGCGUUGUAGAGCGUAAAAAUGGGACAAAGAUUUGUGGAUAGAAACAUCAUAAUGCAUUCGUAGAAAAUAAGUCCGCUCUAAUAUUAUAAUCACCGUGCAAAAGAGCAGCGAACUUCGAAAGUAAAUGCACGAAAGCUUUUCACCUUUUGACGUCGUUCUACUACGCUCCGGUGUGAUACAAGCCAGACGCCACCGGCAGGAACGUCUUCACCCUAACGUACACGAAAAAGAACGAUCCGACGAAGCGCACGUACCACGUAUCUGGCGACAUGCUCAUCGUGGCCGCCGGUUGGUACAUGAACUCGGACACGCUGGACCUGGCAAAAGGCGGCAUCAAGACGCGAGGUGACCUGGCGAUGGAAGCGGGCGUCACAAAAGCAGCAACGCUGAACGCACUGAACCAGUUUAUCAAAGUCAACCCCGACACACUCGAGACCACACAGCGAGGUGUGUGGGCGCUCGGCGACAUCACCGGGUUUUGGCAGUUUCGCCACGCCGUCAACGCGGAAGCGCAGUACCUAAAGGCGCACGUCAUCCUGCCUCUCGCUCUCAGUUUGUGCGACAAAGCGGAUGCCGAGUGCACGAGCACGGUGCAACAGCGCUCCAAAAAUGCCGCUGUAUCAAGCGCGCAGCCGCCUUUUGGGGAUAACUCUGCAGCAGCAUCGCGCAAAGAAUUUUUGAACAGCUUGCAGCAACCAAAGUGCCCGAAUAUGAAAUUCAAAAGCAAAAGUCGUGCCGGGACGAGUGCAUGAAGUUAUCUUUCAUUUCAUUUGUACUUAACUGCUACUAUCCCACGCUCGCACUCUCUUUGCAGGCAUGACGGUACUUUUAUUUCCAGACUCGCACGGUGCAGCCCCAGCGCGCCACUUGCUUACCCGAAAGACGUCAUUGUUUGCACCACAGUGUAGUUUUUCUUUCUCGCCGGUCUCGUGCUGUGCAACUGGUGCAACACAGAGUCAGAACAUGAAAAACUUGUCUCAUCAUGCAGAACUUUUGUGCGCCGGCUACGACCUGCGUUUGCCUUUUUGCUGCAUACGGACCACGCAGCAAGACAAUUUUCUGGGCAUGCCCUGGGCCGUGUUUUCGGGCGAGGUUGCGGGGGUCGGACGCAUGCCCGACGAUGUAGAGGUUCCAACGGAGGACGGGACUCCGACCCGGCCCUGCGCGAGCGAACGCUGGUUGCUGGGGUCCUCCAGGCAGGUGCAGCCCCGAACCCCCCCGGAGUGUCCCUACGUCUACGGCAUCGUUGAGUAUCCAAAUUAUCCACUGGGCGUCGCGUCCUUCGACAAACACGGCGCUUUGGUUCUCGGAGUGGAGCGGAGCUCGCGACGCAUUGUCUCCGUCCUGGUCUACGGGCACGACGCCGCAGCGGUACUACACUUGUUCCUGCCCACCAUCCAGUACGGCCAAGGCUUGCUCGACACCUUCCUUGACGCCAUCUACGUCCACCCGGCCCUGCCAGAGAUUGUGCGUUACGCCGCAGAGGAUGCCCGCGACGAGCUGUUCAAAGAUCACACUCGCGAUCAGUUUUCGAAUGUGGAAGAGACGAUAGUAGACGAGGAAAUGCACGACUGCAACGUCUGAUAAACGCCGGUCUUCGCUGCAGUCGAGCUUUUUUUUCCAAAGCUUUAUUUCGUGGCGAAGCCGGAUCACUUUCUCCAAUUUGUCUCCGGGAGGGGAUGCUGAGCUGCGCGGUGCCGCACGGUUGCCGCCGCAGAAGGUUGUUUGGUAGCUGCAGGGGGAUUCGACGACCAUCGUGCCCCGGAAAAAUCAUAUGUGAUAAAUUCAUUGCAGAACGUGCCGUGCUAACGCUAAGCAGUGGGACUGUUUUCGUUCUUGAGUAGUACAGUGACGUCGGCGAGAUUUUGCAUCUCGUUUGGACUGAUUUUCGCUUUAAUAUUUCCUGCUGCAGCACAUCUCUAUGCCUUCCAGUCCUCAUCACUAAAGAUGGUGCGUGCCGCUGGAGGAUUAGGAAUAGUACUUACCAUGUUUCUAGAAUUAUGUGUUUCUAAGCGCGGCCGGAGUGUUGCUCGACUGCCGAGUGGCAGUGGAACACGUCGGCUUACGUCGUUCUCUUAUAGAUGCAAAUAUGAUAGACAACGUUGUAGUUGCAAAAUUGCACAUAUAAAGAUGAUGGGCAACUUUUUUAAACAAGCGCAGCGCAUUAUUCACACCGAGGAAAAAGUACAGAAGAUUUGACCGGUCGAAUGCUGGUCGGACCCGCGUUCAUCAAUCUCGCAUUCAGGUGGCACCGAAGCAGAGAAGACGAGCGUGGACAGAUGUCUUAAGC